AUGUCUAGCCGAUCGCGUCAAAGACGCAAGCGUUUUAUCAGUGGGAGUACUUUGGAUGAGACCUCUUCUUGUCGUGCAAAGAAAAUGCUUAUAAGUACCGUACAUCAUUCCAAGUCACAAUGUAAUGAGCAGCAUACUUCUUUACCAUCUUCACCAAAUUCUCCUUUUCUGGAUUCCGCAAAUAUGCUAUUCCAUAAUUCUGAUAUCGGCUUGGGCACUUAUGUUAAUCGAAAGGAUAUUCCUGGUGAUCGUUCUGAUCCGGUUGAAGAUGAGAACUCAUUUCCCUCAAGCAUGUUUUCUGAAAAGCUUGUACAGCCCGGACUAAAUCUGGUUCCUGAACCUUCAUCAACAAACGAACAUGAUUCUGUAAGCCACAAAAAUUCCUCUGUUCCUAAUAAAAGUUUGUUAAAUUCCCGUCCGAGUACUAUACUUGAUGCUGAAUCCGAUAUCAACCUAGAUAGAAUGUUGAUUCAGAAUGAAAGAAUGGUUUUAACUCCAACUCCGGUGGCAACAGACGACCCAGGCAGUUCCGAGGGGGAGUACGAAAAUGAAAGUCGAGAAUCAACUUUGCAUCAAACUAAUCCUUCAGUUCGCCAUACCGCCUCAAGGAAUACGACCAGUCAGCCUGGUUUGGUUAGUGUUCCAUCUAACCGAACUUUGGAACUUGUUGAAUCCGAAUCACAGGGAAGUAUAUAUUCCGACUCAGUCAAGGUUUCCGUUUUCGAUACAAUAUCUCAGUCUACAGAGUGCAGUUCCGCUAGGUCUGGGAACUUGUCAGCACUAAAUUCUACUUUAACCAAACCCAGUGGAUUUGUGGAGUCAUCAACGCCGAAUUGUUUCGUGGCACUGGUGAAUUGUAGUCCUCCACUUCAAAUUCUCUCCAGUCAGAAAAUGCAUAAAACUGUUAGUUGUCAUCGAACUACCACUUGUUUUUCCGAAUCUUCAGUUUUACCAAAUAUGGAGAAUAUUGAGUAUCAUGAUUCAUCGGGUAGUAAUGGGAUGAUUGUAACGUGUGGUUCUCAUUGCUCUCACAGGAGCACAAAUGGAAGUCCCUAUAAAAAGGAAGCUGAAUCAAUAAAACAAAAUCCCUGUAGUUUCGAAAAUCAACCUCAUAACUUUCACUCAACAAUAAACGUGAACGACUUCUCAAGAGAAGCGCAACAUAAGGUUCUACUAAGGACAGAGUCACUGUCGUCUUCAGUUUCAAUCAGUAAUAACAAUUUUCUCCCUGAUAAAUUUCAACUGACACAAAAGUCUGAUGAUAUCUCUACAUUUCCUCCUGACCACAUUUUCAUCAUAACUAUUCCGAAUCCUUCUGAGGUACCACCUACUUUUGUUAAGAAAUGCAGAGAUUCUGAAAGUGGUUUCUUCGAUACUCCCACGUCUCAUAAUGUAAAUAAUAUCCCAAGUCCAGAAGUCGGUCACAGCUAUCCUCUCCGAUCCCGCCUACGACAGGCAUCCUUGCGAUUGCAGUGGCAAGCCAUGCAAGUAGCUCCAAAGUCAUUUGGGCAGUUACCUACAGAAGUUGUGUUUCGCAUUAUCCAGUAUUUGAGCGUACAAGAUGUAUUUCGCCUUCAGCGUGUUAACCACCGAUUCAAAUCUAUUAUUGAGCAGUAUCUUCUACUGGUUAAGCGCAUUAAUUUUAGUAAUGGUCUCCCGUUCGCAUUCUUACCAGAUUCAAUCACUGAUAUAGCUCUGAAACGCAUGCUAAGCCGUACGCCGGAAGUCACACAUAUUCUUGGCUUUUAUCCUCGUAAAAUAGCAGAAUCAUAUCCAUCCGACGGACAAUACUCGAACAUAAGUUCUGGUCAUAAUACAUUAACCUACGGUGGGAUCAUCACAGCCUUUCGACUUUGUCCGAAACUCCGUUCAGUUGAACUGAUGGAUGUCGAGUUGAUGAGUGAACUGGUUCGACAUCUCCCGCGCAUCAAAUUUCAUGGCAUGUUUCGAAACCGCCCAGAUUCUUGGGAUUGUGAAUACGCAGUUCCUCUACCACCCGAACCGAAUGCUGAAACUAUUUCAAUGGAUAGUGACCAUGACUCUAUGACAAACCUUCCAAAUUCAUGUGACGAGUCCCAUGUCGAUUCAAAAUCCAAGCCUCUUUUUGGCAGUUUUAUUAGCACGUUAUUUUGUUCCGCAACUGCUGCUUUAGCGCUGGGAAGUAGUCGUGGUAAGCGAAAAAAUGUAACUCGUUUAAAAUCUAAAAGCCAAACAGGAUGUGGAUGUUCCAUGCAAUCAUUCCAAUCUCUAAAUGCAGCAUUUUCAUUUCCAUUAUGGAAGAAUGAAAACAGUCAAUCACUUACACAGAUGACCGCACAAUCAGUCCAUAAGGUUGCUUUGCGUCAUGCGAAUUUUGCAAAUUGGUUUGAACCUAUCGGCGAGUUGCCUCUUGGCCAAGGUUCACCUUCUACAGUGCCUCACUUUCUUCCAUCUCGGCUGUUCACUGCAUUUAAUGGUGGUCCUAGUUUCCCUCCCACUCACGAGAAUAUCCCAAAUAGUUCUGUCCCACCUAUGGGGCAGGACUGUUACUCCAGUGCCGUGGAAUCUUUACGCAAUAUAGCUGUUUCACAUUUUCUGCAACCUGGUUUGCCACCCAUUGAAGCCGAGCUAAUUGCUGUGGCUCCCUUUGGCUAUUCUCGAUGUUCUUUACAUGGUGUAGGAUCUGGUCGGAACAGCAUUCGUAAUGCUCAUGGUCCAGUUUUAGCAUUUGCCUUCGGGGCUAUAUUCGUCCCUCCACAAGCAGUUUCGCCGUUUAUUUUGCCGUCCAAUAACGCGUCAAACUGCCGCUUUAUCGAUGCAAGACAGUAUAAUGCCGUCCUAUUGGGAGCUAACUUACUGCGCGGAGCACAAGGACCUCAUCUUGCGUUUGAGCGUAUAUUCAACUUCCCGCAAAAUGUUAAUCAAAAUAAUGUUCCACGUCAAGUUCAGCUGCACGAUCAGGUAGGAGGGCGAAACCAACAAAGACAACACCCUCAACGUUUUCGUCGACCACGUACGAGCAUAACAAGCUUAAAUGCUUCCGGUCCAUGGUUGGUUUCCCCAUUUCCAAGUCAACUGCAGUGGAUUAUUUUACCUCAUGCUAUUACAAAUCUAACCAAAUUAGAUCUAGUUUCUGUCGCAAUUAGCGCUAUUCCACGACUAGACAAUAUUAAAUAUCUACAUCUUAAAUGGGUUGUAUUCGCUUCAGCUGAUCCAUUCUUCAGUUUUUUGGCACCGAAAUUGCAAUCAUUUGUCAUGAACAACUGUAGUACACCAUCAAGAGUUGUUCGAUUUGUUCGUAUUUUCUCGGCUCUUUCACGGGCUCCUCAACUUACACGGCUUGAGUUGGUUGGUACACGCUUCAUUGAUGGUCUAAUCGGACACAUAAUUGAUGACAGUAUGUCCCAUGGGCGCGGAUUUCGUAAUCUUCAGCGUUUGGUGCUUUCUAGCAACAAAGAUGCAUCUGAAGUAGAUAUUGGAUUGCUUCUGCUGGCUGGUCAACAGUCUUUGAAUCAAGUAGCUCUCCAAAUGCUUCAUACACGAAAUUCAUUAUUUGAAGGUCUCUAUCAUGCCGGUGCUGAAUUUCCACGUCUUGAAAGUCUUACUCUUGGUUAUUUAGAUCCUUACCAGUCACGUUUAACAGUUUCUGAAUUGAUGAGUUUAGGUAUUGGAGAAUCAUCUGAUCAUUUGUCACCUAUUUGUAUGAUAACCGAUUGGGGUAUAGCGCUUGCAUUUUUCAUCUGUCCUCGACUUGUAAAUAUUGUCAUUCGAAAUGCACCAUAUUUAAAUGAUAUAACACGAUGGUUUUCUGCUGGAUUUUGCGAUGAAGAAUCACUUCACAUUCGACCGACAAUUGUACCUUCAUCAGCUAGCGAGGAUUCUACUCAACCGGCUGCUGACUGUCAAGAAAAUUCUACACAAACUUGUGUAACAGACAAACUUUCAAAAACCUAUUUCUUACCUCUACGAUCACUAACAUUGGAAAACUGUUCUGGAAUAUCACUUGAAAAUCUUGAACGCGUUCUAACUAGCGGACAUCCUUUCCCAUGUUUAGAAACUGUCGUCUUAAGAAAUAUGUUUACGCCUCAAUAUGGUGAGAGCAAAGGGUUCAUGAAUACACCGCAUCUUUUUGUUGAUCAACAUGAUCAAUGUGUUACUGGACAAUGUAUAGAUUGGCGUAAACUUGUUCACCUUUUAUGUUUAUCAGAUUUGUUAAGUACUCGUCGACUGGGUUAUUCUCCUUUAUCACCCGAAGACUGUAUUGGCUUAGGUGCAUCCGUUCGAGAAGUAAUUCAUAUGAAUCCACCACGUGGUUUUCUACCAGAUUCUUUACGAACAAAACCACAUGAUUUGUUUUGUUCACUUCGAGCUCAUACCUACUUGAAUAGUCUGUUGGAAUUAGACGGUUCCUGCGGUUGGUCAGUAUCAGCACCGACUAGAGUGAUUAAAACGUUGUUUUCACACAACAUACAUAUCCCAAUGUCAGAUGUUCCCGAACGAUAUUCCAGUAAACCGGAUGAUGAUAAUGAUUUUAUGUCUCGUUCCACACAAACAUGCAUUUGCGGUGUAUUAGAAUGGGAUGUUACUCUAAGAAUGUCACAGUCACAAUUGACUACUGAUCAAAAAAUUGUGAGAAGUAAACUUGUUUCUCCUGACAACUCAAAAAAUAUUCAAAAUUGCCUCAAUAUACGUAUUGACACCGAAACUAGUCGAAACACUGUUCCAACUACCGGUUCACACUCUGGAAAGACAUUACUGUUACGUUCAACAGUAAAUCAAAAUAACGCUUCUACUCCAAUGGCAUCUCAAUUGCAACUUGGUGGUUCUUUAGCAUUUCAUCCUUUUCCUCCUUCGAUUCAGCAUAAAAAUUUCUAUAGGAUGAUUACUAUGUCAGAAUGGAAUCAAUUGAUUGCCAAGAUGUCCACGCCAUUUGGUCUUCCAUGUUGUCAGAUUAUUUACCCUGUGACUGGUUCAAACGAGUGCUCAGGGUGUGCUUCUGAUCCACUGCUUUUUUCUCAGGGUAUUUCAAACUAUCAAAUAUCUGCUCCUUGUAAAUUAAUCAAACAGUCUAGUCACACUGCUACAAAAUGGUUAGCUCGUGAUGCAUGUAUAGAUACUAGUGAAUUAAGAUGUUUUACAUUGCCAAAACCACAAAUCCUUAAUAUUUUACAACCAUUGAAUGCUAUUCAUAGUUGUUUAACUUCAUUACACUUUGAAAAAGUUGGGAUUUCUCAUAUAAAUUUGUGUGAAUCUCCACAUUUGAAAAAUAUCACUUUAGAAAAUUGCACUGAACUAAAAGCUAUCUUAUUUGACAAUCAUUCUUCAAUAGUUGAUUGUACUAAUCAUCUGAAUAAUGUCAACUACAAAGCUGUCGAUCGAUUCCCAGCACUUCGACGUAUUCGAAUUAUUAAUUGUCCAAAGUUUGCAAUCUAUAAUUUCCUAUCCAGUGUUGGUCAACUUUACCCUACACACAAUGAAAAUAUAUCUAUUACAUACAGACCAUUUGGACAAUAUAAUACUCAGGUAGAACGAGCAUUAUGGGAUUAUUGUCAGCAUGCGCACAUACUUAUUUCACACGACUACAAAGUUUGGGAAAGUGAACGUGCCAUGGAAGAUUUUCAUUCUACGUUUGAUCAGUUGUUCAGAGAAGUGAUCAAUUUCUCUGAUAUGGUUAUUCGUCGGGACCUCCUUCCUGUGUAUCCUCAGCCCAUGGAAUAUAUACAAAAUUCAUUUUAUAAACGCUGUGAACUUGGUUUUGAGUGGGAUUUUAUUACAGAUAUACCAUGGGUUCAUGAAGUAUGUUGUUCCCUUCUUAAAAAUAAUGAACUACAUCGAUCUGAUCAAGCUGAUCAACUUUAUGAAUUACUGUCGGAAUAUCAAGCAGCUUCGGAAAAUUUGAAAAUUCAACGACAUGGUAUACAUUAUCAUGUGCAAUUUCGAAAUGUUCAUUCACACAUUGAUAUGUGUAAUAACGAUUCGUCGAGUAUGGUAGACAACGAUAACUUAAAUUAUUUCUUACAGCGUAAACCUACUUCUUAUGUUAACUGGCCAUAUUCUGAAAAUAAUCUACUUUCUACCUAUCCUUCUGAUGAUCUCAAUACAUUGAAGAAUAUCUUAAAAGAAUGCCGCCCAUCGUCUGUUCAGAAUAUGUCUUCAGGCAAUCGUUCACAAGUAACAAUAAUUAAACAUGAUAAUAAUAUUGAAUUUUUACCUUGGAAACGUUUAUUACUAUCACAAGAAGAAAUAUUUAAUGCUGAAUUUGUGAAUCUUGACAAAUCAUCAAGCUUAUCAUCAUUCCCUAAUAAUAUGAAACAUUUAUCUAAACAAAAUUCUUUAUGCCAUAUGUCAAAUGCCAUGAAUAAAUCAUUUUCAACGUCUGAUAAUCGUUCGAAAAAAUGUACUUCAUGUCCCACUUCGAAUUUUUCCUCCUCUUCCACGUCCCGACAACAACAAUCGUCAUCCAUAUCUUCAGUAUCAACUACUAUAUGUGAUCAUUCUACUUUAAUCUCUUCCUCUCGUAAACGUUCACUUCCUCCAACUAAAUUAUUUUCAAAUUCUUGUAAAAAGUUGAAGUUAAAACAGUGAUUAUCUCAUUUUAUUUAAUGGUUUGUAUGUAUGUAUGUAUGUAUGUUUGUUUGUUUGUUUGUUUCUGUUUUUAUGCUUGUGCGUAGACUCAUGUAUGUACUGACCUGUUUCUAAUCACUCAUUUCCUUUCUGAUUCAUUCUCUCUUUGUUUAAUUAAUUAUUUGUCCUAUUUCUUAUUACACCUAUAUCUUGUAGUCUUCUCUUAUUAAAACUUUGUUAUCAAUUCUCUGCUCCUUAACAAACAAACACAAAAUUGUAUACAGCUUUUGAGUUCUCUUUCUUAUCGUAUAUAUAUAAUACUUUUUGUCACACACACACAUUCAUGCACAUUUUCUUUUUAUUUGAUUACCGUCCCGCUCCACCUCUUGACAUAAUCAUCA
This is a messenger RNA of Schistosoma spindalis, 6944 nucleotides long. The record is from the annotation of a GenBank genome assembly. Lineage: Eukaryota; Metazoa; Platyhelminthes; Trematoda; Strigeidida; Schistosomatidae.